UUUUUCUUUCUCUCUGGUGGAGCUUAAGCUUAACUAUAUCUCUCUCUCUCUUUUCCAUCCAAUUGUAACCCCCUGAUUCUUAAUUGUUGGACAAUUAAAUUAAUUUUAAUCGUUUAAUUACCAAUUCUGUGUACAGAUAAAUGAUCUAUACAUGGUAUUGUUCAAAUGACCGCGUCAUCAACUUAAUCAGUUCUUAUACUGAAAGUUGUACAUAAUCUUUUUCCCCUCUAUUGGCUGUUCCAUCUCAUUAUGAAACCUGGUUCAAAUCUUAAAUUACCUGAGAAAAUGAUUGAUGUUACAGAGGGUUGUUUAGUCCCUGUUAGGAUGAAAUUCACCAAUGAAUGGCACAUGGGUGAAGUGAUUAGUAUUAAAUCUGGUGAAAUUGGUGAAAAUCUUUAUUAUGUGCAUUUUAUUGAUUUUAAUAAGCGUCUAGAUGAAUGGGUAACCAAAGAUCGUAUGAAUUUGGAGAAAAUUCAUUUACCAACAAGGGAAGAAGCUGCUUUAAAAUUACAAGAGAUGCCAAUAUCACCAGAGAAUAGAAUACCUUCCGUAGAAGUAGAGGAAAUUCAACGAAUAACUAAUAAUAAUAAUAACAACAGUAACAACAUCAACAACAUAAACAACAAUACCAACAUCAGCAUUAACAUAAAUAUCAACAGUAACAACAAUUCAAAUUCCAAUUCUACCAUCAAUAGUAACAAUAAUUCUAGUAACAAUAAUAAUAGUAAUAGUAAUAGUAUAGUUUGUCCACCAAUUAGUCCUGUAAAUAAGUAUGUUCUCGGACCCAAGAAAGGACGUGGUCGAAAACGUAAACUUCCAUCUUUCACCUCACAACCAGAAAAUUCUCAAGACCAUUCACCUAAUCUUUGGGCUGGUGGAAGUGGUGCAGUUGUUGCCCCACGAACAAAUGGAUCCCUAUCAUCUCAUAAUCCUGAUGACAUUCUCACUCGAAUUCGUAAUAUUGAUUUGAUUGAGAUUGGUCAACAUCGAAUUAAACCUUGGUACUUUUCACCUUAUCCUCAACGUUUAACAUCAUUACCAUGUAUUUAUUUGUGUGAAUAUUGUUUAAAAUAUGUAAAAUCAAGAACCUGCUUGAUUAGGCAUUUUACUAAGUGUAAACUUCGUCAUCCUCCCGGAAAUGAGAUCUACCGUAAAGGAACAAUUUCAUUCUUUGAGAUUGAUGGAAGAAGUAAUAGGAUAUACGCUCAAAAUUUGUGUCUACUUGCCAAAUGUUUUUUAGAUCAUAAAACUUUGUACUACGAUACGGAUCCCUUUCUUUUCUACAUAAUGACCGAAACCGAUGAUCGUGGUUGUCACAUAGUAGGAUAUUUCUCAAAGGAAAAGGUUUCAUCCGAGGAUUAUAAUGUUGCGUGUAUUUUGACGUUACCACCUUAUCAAAGGAAAGGUUAUGGUAAAAUAAUGAUCGAAUUUAGUUACGAGUUGUCCCGAUUCGAAGGUAAAACUGGAAGCCCUGAAAAACCGCUCAGUGAUCUUGGUUUACUUUCAUACCGAAGUUAUUGGGCUGAAACAAUAUUGGAAUUAAUUAUUAGCCUGAAAACACCGGAAGGAGCAGUUCGACCUCAAAUUAGCAUAAAUGAAAUCUCCGAGAUGACAAGUAUUAAAAAGGAAGAUGUGAUAUCAACCCUUCAAUUUCUUAAUAUGAUUAACUAUUAUAAAGGAGAAUAUAUAAUUACAUUGAGUAAAGAAGUCAUUGCCAGUUUUGAGCGAAUUUCUAUGAAACGCCGUUUGAGAAUUGAUCCUCAAGGUCUAAAUUGGACACCUAGAGAUUGGACGAAAAGAGGAAAAUGGUGAUUUUUUUUGUGUAUAUAAUUUUAACGCUGGUUAAAUGGUCAAAUUAAUUUGGACACUUAAAUUAAUAUGGAUUCAGGUUCGAGGAGGUGAUCAAGCGACAAGAGCAACUUCGUCAACUCCAUAUGAAUGUAACUCUCUCGCUGCCGAAAAGAAGAAACAAAAUCUUGGACUUUUUAAAUUCUAUCCUAUGGAUUUCUCUGUUGAAAUAUUAAUAACUUAUAAUCUCUCUCUCUCUCUCUCUCUCUCUCUUUUCUCCCAAUCCAUGUCCCUUUAAUCAUCAGAGAGUCUUAGAAUUUUCUUCUUUUCCCUUCCUCUCUAUUUCUCUUCUUCAUCGAUGAAGAUGAUAUUCUCUAUCUCUAUCCCUUUCCAUUUCUCUCUAUCUCUCUUUCUUUCUUUUUUUCUCUGUAAUUUUUUUCUCUCUUUCCCUCUCUAUCUAUCUCUUAAUCAUACCAUAUGAACAAUCGAAAUCAUGUUUCUGUGUGAUGAUAAUUGAAGAAAAAAAGAAAAGAAAACACACCAUGUACAAAGCAACAAAACACUCACAUUUUCAACUUUACUUUUCUUCUUCAAUAGAUUUUAUCAUAAUCUUAAAACAAUUAUCAGAAAAAAUUUAAAUCUAAAUCAAUCAAUCAAUAUCACAACAAGAUAGUAAAAUUUAAUUGAAGAAAAUUAUUUAUAUCAAAUGAACUGAAAAGAAAAAUAUA
Messenger RNA from Panonychus citri (citrus red mite), 2516 nucleotides. It is a transcript of the gene Tip60, whose product is annotated as histone acetyltransferase KAT5-like. Gene Ontology annotation, biological process: regulation of DNA-templated transcription. The transcript is spliced from 2 exons. Lineage: Eukaryota; Metazoa; Arthropoda; Arachnida; Trombidiformes; Tetranychidae. Gene Ontology annotation, molecular function: histone acetyltransferase activity. The record is from RefSeq and is a predicted model, not a curated record. The coding region runs from base 250 to 1812 and encodes 520 amino acids.